ACGUCGCGGUGUGAUGAGUGAUCUAACAUGUGAUAAUCCAGUUGUGAGACUUGUGGCUAAUCAAUGGACAUACAUCAAUAACUGUUAUAAACUUUUAAAAAAGGAUGUCGAAUAUUCUAAAAGUGUGUCAGUUUAUAUUUUCAAUUAACGGCUGUGUUUUUACUGUAUUCUGUAAACAGUGGUGACCUGGGCAAUUGUUAGCGCUAUGAGCAAUCUAAUAGAUGUCACGGUACUUUCUUGUGAAACUGUAUACUUUGUCCAUUACCCGGCUUUGCCCGUAUAAGGCAGGUGUCAGGUGUAUGCCGACUGUCAAAUUGGACUGACAUUUGACAAGUGAUGUGUGUUGUAGGCUGUAGCGGCGUUUUGGCUACGUUGUCUUACAAUAGAAGUGAUGCGGAGAGUGUCGUGCGCGGACGCCUGUCCCGCCCCCACCGCGACGCAGAUACCCAACAGCAACAGAUCUGAGAACAAGGAGCUACUUCGGCAGCAGCUGCUGUCAAGCAAGGAGCGAAGCUCGGAGGAGCCCCGGGCGAAGGUCGCGCGCAGCCGCCAGAAGAACCGAUGGAAGCUCAAGUUUCACCACCAGGCGCUGCCCCAGGAGUACCUCGACCACUAUGAGCAGAGCCUGCAGAAGGCCAGCGCCAGGAAGCAGGAGAAGAAAGAGACGGAGACCGUGACCAACGAGACCUUCAAGAUCUGGGCCCAGCGGCUCGCCGGCGCGGACGGUGCGACGCCGGCGCCGCCCCCCAAGAAGGAAAAGAAGAAGGUCCAGAUCGCGCCCAGCAAGGUGGUGUCCUACGAGGACCUUCCGUACAUGGGCGAGAUGACGCUCAACAACUCCAAGCCCCGCCGCGGCAGGAAGCCGAAGAAGGCGGACAUCUGCCACCUGAUAUACGAGAACUACGGCACGGUGGUGCCCGGCCAGCCGCCGCCGCCCGACAGACCCACGCCCGACUCGGGCCCCGCCUUCAAGAAUCCCCUCGCGCCCAAGACCGACCUGCAGAACAGGCUGAUCUCGAGCCUCCUCGAGAGGAAGCUGUCGCAGGAGAAGCGACGGCUCGAGAGCGACCCCCCCACGUUCUGCAGCCCCGACGGCCCCAUGCCGGCCGCGCCGCCCACCGCCGCCGGCCCACUACACAGCGACCACGAGCCCCUCAACCUGUGCAUCAGGGACCUGCGCGACCUCAAACUCCAGAUCCAGCGGAAGUUCGGCAAUAUCUACUCGUCGGCGGACGUCAAGACGGAGGUGGACGAGGAGGCGCCGGGCGAGCAGCCCAACGCAAUAUCCGUGAUCCAGCGGAACACGAGCGUCCCUACCGCGAACAGCUCGCCUGACCUCUCGCGCCGGGCCGGGGCCGCGUCGCCGACGCUGUCGGAGCCGGCACGCGCCCCGCCCAGCCCCGGCGGCGAGCUCCCGGGGUACGUGUACUGGCCGCACGCCGGCGUCUACGUGCACCCCCUGGCACUGCAGACGCAGCUGCUGUACUACCAGCGCCUCGCGGCCGCCCACCGCGCCGGCGAGACGACCCCUCCCGGCGAGACCGCAAGCCCGGACGAGAAUAGGAGCAAGCUGGUCCUCAAGCAGAUAUCGGAGCUGCUGGACCCCAAGGUGAUGAAGCAGGACGAGAGGCCGGAUCUGACGAAGAAGCGCGCCUCCCCCAACCCGACCCCCGCGCCGGCGAAGCGGAAGCGCUCGGCGAUAUUCAUCCCGCCGGUGCCGGCGCGGCCCAACCCCGCCACGCCCACCGCGGAGGUCAGCAUCUGCAAGUUCAAGUUCACCGGCGGCUCCAAGCCCUCGCUGCAGGAGAAGAAGAUGCUGUCCGUUGAUUCGGGCGGGAACUUCACCUACUACAGCGGCACCGGGGCCAAGGGGAAUAAGGGGUACGAGUUCCUGCAGCGAGACCAGGACAAGUCGCCCGAGUUCCCGCCGGAACCCAAACCGGACCAGACUGUACUGAAGGAGGACGCGAACAAGAGGAAGCGGAAGACCAGAAAGACGCUGCAGAGGGAGAAGCUGGAGCAGACCUUCAAAGAGAAGGGGUUCCUCAUCCAGACGCAGCAGCUGCAGUCGGCGGAGGGGGCGACGUACUGCAAGUUCCGGCAGCUGAGGAAGUUCACCAGGUACCUGUUCCGGAGCUGGAAAGACUACCUCCCGGGCGAGCUGGAUGAGAGAACGGAAGAGAAGAUAGUGCCCAGCGCGGAGCAGGCCGAGUGGUAGUGAGAUGGUGGAGUGAUUAAACAUUCAAGCGUAUUCAAGGUGUAGUUAAAAUUUACGGCCUUUUGGGUAUAAUCUACUGUUCAUAUUGUUAGGCCAUAGACUGUAUAGUUGGUAACUCGAAAAAACGGUACUUCAAAUACGUAAGCGAAUUUAAAUUUGCAUGGACUCGUACAAUUAGGGAAUGUUUUCUAAAUGAAGAAAAUUAUUUUCUGCCUAAAUGCCUAUACAGUAUACAUCAGUACAUAGCAUGCCCAGAGGUUCUCUCCACCUUAUUGGCGUAAAAAGGAUCAUUGGAUUGUGCCAAAAUUAUGUUUUUUUCUCUAAUGAUAACCUGAUGUAUUUUACUGUUACUUUGCCAGUACUGGUAAGGGAAGAACGUUGCAUUUACCAAACAUUAGCUCCGUCCAGAGGUAGCGGCGGUGUUUUGUACAGACUGACAUUAAAGCGAGACGGAAGACGUGCAAGGGAGAUAGCAAUAGUUUAGAACAUAAAGUUAAUAUACCUAGCGGAACAGAGAAACAAUG
This is a messenger RNA of Aricia agestis (brown argus), 2742 nucleotides long. RefSeq lists its product as uncharacterized. NCBI's taxonomy places the organism in Eukaryota, Metazoa, Arthropoda, Insecta, Lepidoptera, Lycaenidae. The transcript is spliced from 3 exons. The record is from RefSeq and is a predicted model, not a curated record. Bases 392 to 2218 code for a protein of 608 amino acids.